Messenger RNA from Pogoniulus pusillus (Red-fronted tinkerbird), 1567 nucleotides. RefSeq names its product follistatin (gene FST). Gene Ontology annotation, biological process: multicellular organism development; cell differentiation. The coding region runs from base 1 to 1005 and encodes 334 amino acids. The record is from RefSeq and is a predicted model, not a curated record. Lineage: Eukaryota; Metazoa; Chordata; Aves; Piciformes; Lybiidae. The transcript is spliced from 6 exons. Gene Ontology annotation, molecular function: protein binding.
AUGCUCUUACUCCUGAUGUUUCUGUGCCACUUCAUGGAAGAUCACACAGUACAGGCUGGGAACUGCUGGCUUCGGCAGGCGCGGAACGGCCGCUGCCAGGUCCUCUACAAAACCGACCUCAGCAAGGAGGAGUGCUGCAAAACCGGCCGCCUGACCACUUCGUGGACGGAAGAGGACGUCAACGACAACACGCUUUUCAAAUGGAUGAUUUUUAACGGGGGAGCCCCGAACUGUAUCCCGUGCAAAGAAACAUGUGAGAACGUGGACUGUGGACCCGGAAAGAAAUGUAAAAUGAACAAGAAGAACAAACCUCGGUGUGUUUGUGCUCCGGAUUGCUCUAAUAUCACUUGGAAGGGCCCUGUGUGUGGCUUAGAUGGGAAAACCUACAGGAACGAGUGUGCCCUUCUCAAAGCCAGAUGUAAAGAACAGCCUGAACUUGAAGUCCAGUAUCAGGGCAAAUGCAAAAAGACCUGCAGGGAUGUUUUAUGCCCAGGCAGCUCCACAUGUGUGGUUGAUCAAACUAAUAAUGCCUACUGUGUGACGUGUAAUCGGAUUUGUCCAGAGCCUACCUCCCCUGAACAGUACCUGUGUGGGAAUGACGGCAUCACUUACGCCAGUGCCUGCCACCUGAGGAAAGCUACCUGCCUCCUGGGAAGAUCCAUUGGAUUAGCCUAUGAAGGAAAAUGCAUCAAAGCCAAAUCCUGUGAAGACAUUCAGUGCAGUGCUGGGAAGAAGUGCUUGUGGGAUUUUAAGGUUGGCAGAGGUCGUUGUGCCCUCUGUGAUGAGCUGUGCCCUGAGAGCAAGUCAGAUGAGGCAGUCUGUGCCAGCGAUAACACAACUUACCCAAGCGAGUGUGCCAUGAAAGAGGCAGCCUGCUCCAUGGGUGUGCUUCUAGAAGUAAAGCACUCUGGAUCUUGCAACUCCAUUAAUGAAGACCCAGAAGAUGAAGAGGAAGAUGAAGACCAGGACUACAGCUUUCCUAUAUCUUCCAUUCUAGAGUGGUAAACCCUCCAUCACUAUUGGAAUAGCCAUUGGGCACGAAAACAAUGUCCAUACUGUAAAUAAGUGUACGCUUAUUUAUUUUUUUUGGGGAGGAGGAAAAAAAGAAAACAACAAAAAAAAAAAAGAGAAAAGAAAAGUAUACAUAUAGUUGAGUCUGGUAGACAUUUAUUUAUACUGUGUCAUGUUUUAUAAUUUAUACAUAAAAAUGUCUGGUUGACUGUACACCUUUUUUCCUUUUUUAAGAAAUUUAUUCGUUACGGGAAGAGCAGUGUUAUUUAUUGUCAGGCCUCUUGCUUGUAAAGUAAAGCUUUUCUUUAUUCUUGUGAACUGCAGAAGUCCAUUCCUUUUGUUCUUUCUUUAGAGCUUACCCACACGAACUCAUCUCCUGGUUUUCACUGGUGUUAACUCCUUUCCACUCCGAAACAAACUCGCAUGUCGGUUUCCGUUAACGUUUAUUUAUUGGGCUUGCUUCCUUGCUGGUUCUGCAAGAUCCCUCUGGUCUGGGGUUUGGGUUUUUUGUUUGUUUCUUUGUUUACAAGGAAAUCUUGACUGACCAAAAGGCAUU